AUGAGCGCGUUUCAUUGGAAAUUAUUGAAAGAGAGAACUUUCCAUCCAACAGAAACUUUGAAAAAGACUGUUUUUACUGUGAUUAUGGUGAAUGAUGUUUAUGAAAUGCUUCCAGAUGACAAUGGAGUUGGUGGAUUGGCUGAAUUGCAAACCAUUAUUGAAACUGAAAAGUACAAGGCCAGAAAUUGUAUUGCUACUUUGAAUGGUGAUUUUAUGAGCGCAUCGACAUUGGCCACUCAAUACAAGGGAUAUCACAUGAUUGAUAUUUUGAAUCAUGUUGACAUUGACUAUGUCACAUUAGGUAAUCACGAGUUUGAUUUUGGUACUCCAAAUGUCAUUCAAAGAAUUAAGGAAAGUAGAUUCAAAUGGGUUUGCGCCAAUGUUGUGCAACCAGAGGACAACACCAAGGUUUUAACAGGUUUGGUUCGUAAGGUUGUUCACGAGUGUGAUGGCUUCAAAAUUGGUAUCUUUGGUGUUUGUACCAAGACCACUGAGGUGUUGUCAAAACCGGGCAAGGAGGCUGUCUUUCUUCCAAGUGUUGUGGUUGCAAAAGAAUUAGUGAAGGAACUUCGUGAACAAGAUGGUUGCGAUGUUGUCAUUGCCAUGACUCAUUUGACCAUUGCUGAUGACAGAGAAUUGGCUAGAUGUUGUCCAGGAAUUAAUCUCAUCAUUGGAGGACACGACCAUUCUGUUCACACUCAAAUGCAAGGUGAUUGUUUCAUUCACAAGGCAGGUCAUGACGCUCAAUAUGUUUCAAGAUUGGAUAUUUCAAUUGAGAAAAAGCAAACAAUUAUCAAUGGAGAGAAGUUUCAACAGGUGAAAGUCUUCCCUAGCUGCAAUAUGAUUGUAAAUCGUGGUUUUAAACCAAAUCCUAAAGUAUCAGAAGUUAUUCAACAUUAUAUGAAUCAACUUCCAGAAGGAAUUACUGAACAAAUUGGUAUUACAACAACAAAAUUGGACUCCUCAACUGAAAGUGUCAGAUCUAAGGAAACAACAUUUGCAAACUUUGUUGCUGAUAUUUUCAAAGACACAUUUAAUGCUGAAAUUGCUAUUAUCAAUGGUGGAGGAAUCAGAGGGGAUCGUUUCUACGACGACAAUAAGAGAAUUACGAGACUCGACAUGCUCAAAGAAUUUCCCUUUCAGAACUUUCUCACUCUUUCAGAAAUUAAAGGAAGUGACCUUUUGGAAUUGGUCGAACAGGGUGUCGCCAAAGCAGAGAAUUGCAUUGGAGCGUUCCUUCACUUCUCUCAAGGAGUUUCCAUCCAAUACGACAGCACUAAACCUCCCAUGAGUCGAGUUGUGAAAAUGACACUCAAUGAUGACUAUCUUGAUCCUGAGAGAAUGUAUUCAUUGGCCUCUGUGACUUACUUGUUGCAAGGAGGUGAUGGUUUGUCAGCAGCUAAAAAGGCAGUCAUUAAGCAACAUCCCAACAAUAACAAGUCUGUCUAUGAUGCUGUAUGUGAAUGGAUUGAAUUGAACCGAAAAAUUGGAGGUAAAAAAGAGGGAAGAAUUUUUGACAUUUCGAAGAGAAAUGCACCCAUGAGCUUGAACUUUUAA
Molecule: messenger RNA, 1557 nt
Organism: Naegleria fowleri
Lineage: Eukaryota; Heterolobosea; Eutetramitea; Acrasida; Naegleriidae
Exons: 9
Coding region: 1-1557 (518 amino acids)
Biological process (GO): nucleotide catabolic process
Molecular function (GO): hydrolase activity
Source: RefSeq, a predicted model, not a curated record